AUGGCUGGUCUCUCGCAGUCAUCCUCUGCAGACACCACCACCACCACCACCACCACGAACGGCAUUCCCAAUCCGCCCGUCGAUCCUGUCGCCAGCGCCCACGAAGUCGAGGACGACAAUGAGUACCAAGUCCUCCCCGAAGAACACCUUGCCUUCGACGAAGCACUCCUUCCUGGCGGAGUCCGCGACCUCUCUUACAUCGGUGUUCAAGCAUUCGGCUUAGGCAAUGCUUUCACGGGCACAAUCGUCCUAACAGCCUAUCUCGUCAGCAUUGGCUCAACAUGGUGGAGACUGCCAGCCUUCCUCGUUUGCCUCAGCAUCUUCCACUUCCUCGAGUACUGGACUACAGCCCGCUACAAUGCUCCCUCCUGCAAAGCCUCGAGUUUCCUCCUCUUCAGCAACGGGGCCGCAUACAACAUAGCGCACAGCUGUGCAACAUUGGAAAUCGUUGUCAGUCAGUUCUUCCCUGUCUACCAAAAGACCGGAGUGUACGCCAUCACGAUCCUGGCUGGCGUUGUGCUUGUGCUUGUUGGGCAGGUGGUGAGGACGAUUGCUAUGUGUCAGGCGGGCACGAACUUCAAUCACAUUGUGCAGGGCAAGAAGAAGGACGACCAUGAGCUGGUCACUGAUGGUAUAUACUCGUACUUUAGACAUCCGAGUUACUUUGGCUUCUUUUGGUGGGCGGUUGGGACGCAGGUCUUGGUGGGGAACAAGGUGUGUUUAGUGGGCUAUGUCAUUGUGCUGUGGCAGUUCUUCAACGACAGAAUCAGGGGCGAGGAGAAGUACCUCAUCUCGUUUUUUGGAGAGAAGUACGAGGACUUCAAGAAGAGGACAGGGACCAAGAUACCCUUCAUUCGAUGA
This is a messenger RNA of Fulvia fulva, 861 nucleotides long. RefSeq names its product Isoprenylcysteine O-methyltransferase. Bases 1 to 861 code for a protein of 286 amino acids. Gene Ontology annotation, biological process: C-terminal protein methylation. Gene Ontology annotation, molecular function: protein C-terminal S-isoprenylcysteine carboxyl O-methyltransferase activity. The transcript has 2 exons. NCBI's taxonomy places the organism in Eukaryota, Fungi, Ascomycota, Dothideomycetes, Mycosphaerellales, Mycosphaerellaceae. Gene Ontology annotation, cellular component: membrane; endoplasmic reticulum. The record is from RefSeq and is a predicted model, not a curated record.